AUGCCUCCAAAAGGAUUUAAGCGUAAACGAGAAGAUGGUGAUGCUGAAGGAGAGGAACGUUUUGAUGACGAUGAAAAUAGCCGUCUAACGCCUACAACCAUUAAAAGUAAAGACAAAGAAGCCGAACUUGCCUCUUCAAAAUCGGCAAAAAUUGCUGACCUAGAUGAAGAAACUGCUGCAGUUCAACAUUCUGACCAUAACGGGAAUGUUAUUGAACAAACUCAUUAUAUUGUAGUUCCUUCUUAUGCUGCCUGGUUUGAUUACAAUGGAGUUCAUCAAAUUGAGAAACACGCUCAUCCCGAUUUUUUCAAUGGACGAAAUAAAAGCAAAACGCCUGAAACCUAUAUCGCUUACCGCAACUUUAUGAUAGACACUUACCGAUUAAAUCCUUUCGAAUAUUUGUCAGCAACUGGGUGUCGACGUAACUUGAGUGGAGAUAUUUCUUCGAUUAUUAGAAUUCACGAAUUUCUUCAAAAAUGGGGUCUUAUAAAUUACCAAGUUGAUUCUGAAAGUCGCCCAGCACCUAUAAGCGUCCCCCCAACUUCUCAUUUUAUGGUUUUGGCUGAUACUCCAUUUGGACUACAACCAUUAUCAACCAUUAAUACUGAAGCUAAACCAAGUCAACGUGUUCAACCUUUGCCUGUAGUUUCUGAAAAUAAGGAAAGUGUUAAAGAAACUUUGAAUAAAGAAGUUGUAGAAGGGGAAGAGUCAAAAUCAAAUUUAAAAGAAGAGGAGAAAUUAAAGGAAGGAAUUUCUAAAAAAUUGGAUUCAAAAUUGUUGAAUGAGCCAGGAUUGAAAAUUGAUCAAUAUCAAAAGCAGCAGAGGGGAAGAAGCGCCGUUAAAGAAUGGACUCCUCAAGAAACGUUACUUUUAUUGGAAGGAUUAGAAAUGUAUAAAGACGAUUGGAAUCAGGUUUCCGAUCAUGUUGGAACUCGCACACAAGAUGAAUGUGUUAUGCAUUUUUUACAAUUACCCAUACAAGAUCCAUUUUUGGAAGAAGAAAUGAAGGGAGGAAAAGGAGGAGGGGAAAUGUCAAAUGUAUUGGGUCCAUUAGCAUACCAACCUGUUCCAUUCAGCCAAUCAGGCAAUCCUGUAAUGUCAACAGUUUCUUUUUUGGCAAGUGUUGUUGAUCCUAGAGUUGCUUCUGCUGCUGCAAAGGCUGCGUUAGAGGAAUACAGCAAAAUGAAAGAAGAUGUUCCUCCACUUUUAAAUCAAGCACAUGUAAAAAAUGUUGAAGCCCAUGCAAAAGAAAAUAAUGGAGAAAUUGAUACAAAUAUUGCACUUUCUACAUUGGAUGCUUCUUCAAAACAAGCAAAUAAAGACGAAUCCGAAUCAGUCAAAGAAGCAAAUGUACAAGAAAAAAAUGAAGAAAUGACUGAAACAAGUUCAUCAUCAAAAAUUGAUUUAAAUAAUGAACAAAAACAGACUGAACAACAAGAAAAGAUUUCCGAAUCAAAAAAUAAAGAAUCCAGUAUGUCUGAAAAUAUUCAAGUUGCAGCAGCUACAGCAUUGGGAGCAGCAGCUGCAAAAGCAAAAUAUUUGGCUGGUGUAGAAGAAAGGAGAAUGAAAGGAUUGGUUGCUCAAUUAGUUGAAACGCAGAUGAAAAAGUUGGAAUUGAAAUUAAAACAUUUUGAAGAGUUGGAACAAAUAAUGGACAAAGAACGUGAAACUUUGGAAGCACAACGUCAACAGUUAAUCACAGAACGUCAAGCUUUCCAUUUGGAUCAACUUCGCUAUUUGGAACAAAGAGCUAAAGCAGAUAAACACCAUCAAUUAGCUUCUGAAGGCAAAAUUCCGGCUACUUUACCUCCAGGAUUUGAGGUUGGAGUUCCUUCGCAACCCCAACCAAUAUUUCCACCUCAAAAUAUUGUUACUCAACAACGACAACAAGUAGCGCAUGUUCCUCCACCUGAGGAACAAAAUAUUGAAGGCGAUACUGCUGCUGCUUUUCAAUCAAAAUAUCAGCAAGGAACUUCCCAAGCUUCACAACCUUUAAGAUCCCCGGCUGUUCCAACUCCUUCACCAAGACAGGCAGCAUAUUCUGCAACACAACAACAACAUUCUGCUACGGAUUCUUCAAAAUUAAAUAAUAUCAACAAGAAUCAACAAACACAACAGCAAACUCAAAUGGCUCCUCAAGCGAAUAUUCCAACCGCCCAAGGUCAGCCAAUUCCUUCUGAUUACUAUGCUUCUCAACAACAACAACCGGCAGGAACACAAGUUCCUCCUUAUAACCAACAACCACCUUCACAACAACAAUUUAUGCCACCACAACAUCCUCAAUAUCAACAACAAGGAUAUCCACAACCUGGACAACCGCAACAACAACCUCAAUAUUAUGGACCACGUGGAGGAGUUGCUCCUUCACCACAAUCGUAUUAUCCACAACAAAUGCCGCAACAGCAACAACGUCCACCAAUGUCUGGUUAUCCUGGCCAAGCUUAUGAUUACCAAUACCAAACACAAAAUGCACAGCGUCAACAACUUCCACCACAACAGCAACAACAAUAUUCACCUUAUGGACAGCAACAACAACAACAAGUUUCUGCUUAUCCAUCAACUGGAGGACAACAACCAUAUUAUCCUCAAUCAUCACAACAUCCACAAGCCCAAACAAGUACUCAACAACAGCAACAACAACAACCUAUGACUGAUAUACAACAACAAGCACAACAGGCUGCAGCUGAUCCAACAAGUGCGACACCUCCAAUGCAUCAAGGUUAA
This is a messenger RNA of Meloidogyne enterolobii, 2724 nucleotides long. The record is from the annotation of a GenBank genome assembly. NCBI's taxonomy places the organism in Eukaryota, Metazoa, Nematoda, Chromadorea, Rhabditida, Meloidogynidae.